AUGAAUUCGGGUCGGGAGGGCUCUCCGGUUCGUCUGCCGGGUGGAUUUUGGACGGAUUCGACCCGGACGAUGGCGGGAGCCGCCUUGCCUCCCAUGCUUUCAUGGAUCUCCAGAGUUGCCUCGCUUCUGUACCCGACCAUUAAUCUGCACGGGCACGAUGUCGGGGUGAAUGCGGGUACGAAUGGACAGGUUGUUAUCGGAUUUGCCACGCCUGGUUUCAAGCCUCGCCGUCAGCCGGGGCUCACCAAAGUAAACUCGGUAGGUGUACGCGAGAAUCUCAGUAAUCCAGAACUUCGAAUUCUAGAGUUGUGGGCUCUGGAGAAAAUUGUGUGA
Striga asiatica is the source of this 333-nucleotide messenger RNA. The record is from the annotation of a GenBank genome assembly. NCBI's taxonomy places the organism in Eukaryota, Viridiplantae, Streptophyta, Magnoliopsida, Lamiales, Orobanchaceae.